CAAAAAGGACUUGUAAUGAUAUUUUCCACUCUCUUUGAACGGGUUUUUCAUUCUGCUCCCAACCAUCGCCAAGCCAACACCAAAACCAUCAUGAAUUUCUUCCCGAUGCUGGUCCUCCUUGCAGCCUGUCUCCUGAUUCGUGUCAAUGGUUCCCAGAAUUCGGCUUCUUUGCCUACCUCAGGGCUCGCGCCAACCAGACGUGACUACUUCUCCGAUAAGUCACCUAAGAGUGACUACUACUCCAGAGGGUCACCAAAGAGUGACUACUCCUCCGAUAAGCCACCCAAAAGUGACUUCUUCUUCUUGCCCGAAGAGGUCCUCAAAUUAUUGGCUGGUCGCUAAAACUAAGCCAUUAGAAGAUUUUUACAACAAUUUGGCAAAAUAAAAGUGAAUACAAGAAAAUUCAAAUUGA
This is a messenger RNA of Drosophila serrata, 412 nucleotides long. RefSeq lists its product as uncharacterized. The record is from RefSeq and is a predicted model, not a curated record. NCBI's taxonomy places the organism in Eukaryota, Metazoa, Arthropoda, Insecta, Diptera, Drosophilidae.